Messenger RNA from Penicillium cataractarum, 2802 nucleotides. Its product is annotated as ATP-binding protein. Lineage: Eukaryota; Fungi; Ascomycota; Eurotiomycetes; Eurotiales; Aspergillaceae. The coding region runs from base 1 to 2802 and encodes 933 amino acids. The transcript has 2 exons. Gene Ontology annotation, molecular function: ATP hydrolysis activity; ATP binding. The record is from RefSeq and is a predicted model, not a curated record.
AUGGCGGAGCCCCUAGGUCUGGUGGCACCAGAUUUGAUGGCACGCUUCGAUCCCCGUGCCAAUCUAAAGAUCGACGGCAGUCACCAGCAAGGUGAUCACUCGGAGCCAUCAGAGUCCCCCCAUUUGACAAUCUCAGAGGAUAGGACUGAUCGGGCUGCGAUCGAGAAACGAAACCUUUCAGCUCUAUGCCGUGAAGCACCGGAAGCAGAAGACGACCGUGCAACCAGAACUGCUAGAAUCCAAUCUCUUUUAGAGAAUGAGAAACACCAGCAGAGAAUGCGAGAGACCGAGCUAGAGAUGGAGCAACAGAGGAAGGUGCGGGGAAAGGGGACAGUGCGCCGAGCACAAGAAAUAGCACGCCCAAAACGAGAAGAUAGACGCCAGUACAUGGAGUACCCGAGGACCCAAGCUGCAAAUCGAACAGCAAACCUUCUCCCAACCACGGUUAACCACAACAUAUUUGCAAGUCCCUCGAACUCCAACCGAGCUGUUCAGUCACAGCUGUCGCAACCUGGCACGAAUAAUGGCCGCCUGCCGACAGAGGAAGUUCAGGCAUUGCGAGAGCAGAUGGCGCUCUUGGAAGCAAAACUCAACCAGUACGAAUCGAAAAGUAAUGCUCCAGGCGCCUCUAGAUUUGAAUUUCUCUAUCGCCUGGGUCGUGGCACUCGAGAGGGGGAUGGAGAAGAUGACUCAACUGACGAGGAACCGGAUCCCAGAAUAUUUUCAGACCCGCCAGAGAUUGCAUAUGGUCAAAAUGGAGCUGGCCAUGUCCGGUGUAAUCUACCACUUCGAGAUUUGGACCUUUUUCUCGCACAAAACAGCGAUAUAUCGUUCGUUGUAUUCCGCGACUAUCAGAGAUGGCACCUACCUGGCGACUUUGGGACAGGACACAUACUCCAAGUACCGGAGCCUUUUUCUGAAAGCAUUUAUCCCGUUGCAAAUGACCUCAAAGUUGCCCUGGAUGUGCUGUUUUACGAAACUCCAAUGUUUAGGGACAUACAAAGUCAAUACGACUCCACUGGAGAGAUAUUCGCUCCCUAUCAUUUCUUAUACCACAGCCGAAAGGAUCUGGAGGGCAUCAAGAUAAAUCUGGACGAAAGGGUCAGAGAACAGCUGGAUCUUUUGCUGAAAUAUGUCGAGGAGAAUUUUGGCCACGAGUAUGGCGUCGUGGACUCGCUUCUGAAAGAAGAGAAAAUCACUCCCGACUAUAUCAACUACCUUUUCAAACCGGGCGACAUUAUAGUUGAGGCAACGGGACAGGAUUACACUGGAUACAUUGCAGAAUCAUGGGUAAUUGAUGGGCAGCGUGGUCCCAACCAAAAGGAUACGCAGAGGAUGUCUGAGAGGCUACACCAGUUUCCUACCAUCCCAACCAACGACAAGGAAUACGGUCGACGAAAAGGAUUUCUUCAGCACCCGAAGACGGCUAAAAGCAAAAGUGCUAUCCCGACGACUACAAAAAGCUUAAAAGCCUGGACUCUCAGUUUCGAUGGAGACUUUCGUCGAACGUAUAAGACUUUGCAAAUUGACAUCCCACACGGGAAGCCCACAACAAUAAUGAAGAGACCCGAGGAAGACAAUGAGUAUCGAAAUAUCAUGGACGAAGCUCAAUCGAUUUGUUCUCUCAAUGUGUUUCCAUUGGAAUACGCACCCGAUCUCGUCCUCAAUCUUCUGAAACGAAGAGGAAACACUUUUUGGAAAUGCCGUAGCAGAAGGCUGGUAUCGUACCAUGGCAAGAGGAGCGGCGAGGGUGUAGAUAUGACAGACGAAAGAUACAUGAUUGACAUGGAGACCUACAAGAAGCUUCAUCCCUCUGAUAGAAGUGACCCCACAAACCUGCCACAGGACUUGCAUACAGAAAGUAUCAAUGAACCAGAGGGCAAAUACCUGUUUCUGCUUCCUCCUUAUAUCAAGGGGUAUAAUCUGAGACACAAGAAGUGGUUUGAAAUUUCCGCUGAUGGCAUAUCGGAUGUAAAGUGGAAUCGAGAGGCGUUCCAAAGCCUUGUCAUUGAGCGCAAGUCAAAGGAGUUAAUUCAAGCUUUAGUCACUAGUCAGAUUGAGGCUGAACAGGCAACCGACCUGAUUUCUGGAAAAGGCAACGGUCUAAUUCUACUGCUUCAUGGUGGGCCUGGAACUGGAAAGACCCUAACUGCUGAAAGUGUUGCCGAAAUCGCCGAGAAGCCACUCUACCGUGUGACCUGCGGUGACGUGGGCACACAAGCAGAGCAAGUCGAAAAGUACUUAGAGUCGGUGCUUUAUCUUGGGCGAAUCUGGGGCUGUGUGGUGCUGUUAGAUGAGGCCGAUGUUUUCCUCGAGCAGCGUAGCCUUGAGGAUCUGGAGCGCAACGCCCUUGUGUCGGUCUUCCUGCGAGUCCUCGAGUACUACGACGGUAUCCUAGUCCUGACCAGCAAUCGGGUCGGCACAUUCGAUGAAGCCUUUCGAUCUCGCAUCCAACUUGCACUUCAUUACCCCAGCCUCGGUCCUGAGCAACGAUUUCGAAUUUGGUCAACUUUCAUCGACAGACUCAGCAAAUUGUCGACUGAUGAGGAGAUUGAUAUUGAUGAUUUGAAAGACCAUCUGUCUGUUUUGAAAGAAGAGACAAUGAAUGGAAGGCAGAUCAGAAACGUGAUCACGACUGCUCGGCAGUAUGCCAAAUGGAAGAAAGAGCCUCUCACAUACCAGUAUCUCAAAGAUGUCAUCGAGAUAUCUGGACGAUUUGAUAGUUAUCUCGACAAGCUCCAUGGUGGGUUCUCAAACGAUGAGAUUGCACAGGAUGACGGGUUACGACUAGCAGAGCAGUAA